ACCGUAAAUAGAGAUUUAGAAGCUAAUCUAGAUCUAGAUCUUGAUUCUAGAUCUAUAACUAUAGAAUCUACUCAAAUAUUGAUCGGGUACUUUUUUCUUAUAAGAAACAGAUGUAAAAUAAACCAUCACAUCCUUCAUAUUUGAGAAAUGAAAACUUAACUGCAAAUUAUUCAGUUAAAAAGGGUCCCCACAAGAAUGGAAGCUAUAAACACAAAAGAAAGUACACAGGAGACAUUUAUUUUUAUGAACCAUCACCUUCAUCUCAGUGGGCCUUGCAUGCUUUCAGAUUCUGGUUCAUCUGAUGUGAAAAUAUUUGCUGAUGCAGUGGGAACACUGGAUGAUAAAGCUCAUCAAUGUGUUAGUAAAGUUGAUCAUCAUUUGAGCAUUGAUAAUUUACAACCAUCACAUCAUUGUUUGCCUUUGAGGAAAAGACUGAAACUGUCUUACAGCUUGUUUAAAAGGCAACAAAAAAGGGGACUAGUAAAGUUAUUUGAAACAUUUAAAUCAGAAAAUAGGUUAUUUGAUUUAUUAGCCUCCCCUUUGUUGAUUUUGAAAGAGGACUACACUUUUCCAAUAGUCCAUCACCACCAGAUUCUUCACUUUUCAAUGAAGUUUACAUCAGCUCUCAAUACCUAUUCUCAAGCAAAGAUUAUUGGUACCCAGUGGAAUGCAGCAUCUGCUAAAGAAGCUGGCUUUCCAUUAAUGUCUCCAGAAUUUCAACCAAAUGAGUCAUUUUUCAAAUACGCUCAACAUUUCAAAAAAUCUCAUAGGAAAUAUGGUGUCACUUUUGUGAAUAAGACUCAAGAAAAUCACAGUCUAGAAAAUAAAAGACAAUACCCUACUGUAGCAAACUUUGGUCCUUCUACUGCAAACAAAACUUUGAAAUCAGAAGAAAAUGAUACUUUAAUGAACAGACCUACCACAGAGUCUGACCUCUUUGAAAACAUGCUAAACCACAAGGUCCCUUUUCAAAUUAUGUCAGUUACAAGCCAGUUUUCUUCACCCACAACUUUAGAUGAAAAGAAAUCCCAUUCAAUCAAGCAGCCCUAUUUAUUCACAGAAAAAUCACUUGCCAAAAUCUCUGCCUCUUCCAAAAUAGUAUUCCCAGAAACAUCACCCACAAGCAUAUUUUCCAAGCAUUUUUGUAAAUUUCCACUAGAUCACCCAGAAUCAUUUCUGGAUGACAGUGUCUCUAUAAGUUCACUGAUCCCAGUUAACAAGCUUAGUUCAAAAUGUAACAGUGAAGAAACUACUAUAAUGUUUGAACAGUUUGAGCAUACUGAAAAACACAUAUCAGAGUUAGAUGUUUCAACUCAUCAGAAUUGUGUAGCUUCACUUAAAAACUUUAGCUACAUACAAAACAUGAAGGAUGCAUUUGUUGUAUGCCGUGAGAGUGAAGAUACAGAUGAAGCCAAGUAUACACAUCCUAACUCUUUGUCUGCCAGUAAUACCCUGAGUGUUUCAGAAGUAAAGCCAGUUGACAACAGUUUGCAGCCACCUGUGAGAGGAGAUGAUGAACAACAGGUACCAGAUAACUCUGUGUUACAAGAAAACAAAACAGCAGAUGUUUCUAUGUAUGAAGAAUCAAACAAUGAUUUACACAAUAAAAAAUUAGUUACCAACAACCUUUUUGUGAAGUCUGCUUUCAAAUUUACUGCAUUACCUCAGGAAAAUCCAAAUACCUCAAUUUUAAAUUCAGAUUCUGACGCAGGACCAGAUGCUUUAAAAUCUGUUCUACCAUUAGCAACAUGUAAUCGUCCACGGCGCGUGGGUUUGUCGAAGAAGCAACAUGUUCAACAUCUCCAUAAAAAGUCAUUUUAUGGAUUUUGUUAACACAGGGACAAAUUACACUGCUAUUUCAACACCAGCCACAAAACAGGCUGUGGUACAAAGUACUAAAUAAGAUUACAGAUGAGUGAAUCUGAGCAAACUGUUACGCUGAAGUUCACUUGCAAGUAUAGUUGUAUCAGAACGAUGGCCCUGACUAUAGACACCAGUCUAUAGUGAUUUAUCUCUACAACCCUUUUACACCUGCUACAUGUAGCCUACUGUAUAGAAAGAACUUUACAAUGCCAUGAAGCAAAAUGUUUAUUACAAAAAGUAUUGCACUUGUUUGUUUACUUUGCCAAAUUGUAUUUGCACAAUUUUGCUGGAACGUUUUUAUAGUGAAGCUUGUAAAAAGCGUUGUUUAUUUUUCAAGAGCUCUUUAAUUUUUUGAAAUUAGAACAAAUGUUUUAAGAAAUAAGUAUUUAUGCCUAGCACAUGGAUGUAGAGUUGUUCUUGUGCCUAAUCAGUAUACUGUAUUAUUGUUUGAGUUUCACUGUUUUCAUAUAAUUCUGUUACUAAGGUUUUGUUUUAUAAUGGUUUGUUCAUUCUUGUGUAUUCAUUGACUGGUCACUUAAGCUGCCUGGGGCUAAUCUGUGAUAAUCUGUAUUAUAUGUUAUUAUUUGAUUUCAGUUGUUAGCUAAAUUGAUCUACUUACAUUUGCUUUAACUAAACUGGAACAACACAUAGCAUACCUCUUAGAUUUAUUAACAACAAAACUUAAAGGUAAAUUAGUAUUCCUUGUGCAAGCACUGACAGAAAUGUGUAGAUUACACUUGGUGUACUGGCUAUGCUUAUGACUUUCUGAUAAUUUCUUUCUUCAAAUUCAUAUAAAUUCAAUUUUAACAAUUCAGUUUUGUAGUUCAAACUUUCCAUCAAUUUAGUUAUUUUGUUGUAUUUGUGAGCCCUUUCAAUAAAUUGAACACAAAAAUAUU
This is a messenger RNA of Physella acuta, 2759 nucleotides long. RefSeq lists its product as uncharacterized. NCBI's taxonomy places the organism in Eukaryota, Metazoa, Mollusca, Gastropoda, Physidae. The record is from RefSeq and is a predicted model, not a curated record.